AUGGGGAGCCGUCGCCGCGCCGCGCCCACCCCAGAUCCCGAGCGCAUCCAGCGUCUCCGUCGCCUCAUGGUGGUCAAGGAGGACGCGGACGGCACGACCGGGGCUCGACGCCAGGGCCCCGGGCGCAGCAAGAAGGCGCCCCGUAAUGUGCUCACGCGAAUGCCCCUGCAUGAAGGCAGCCCCCUGGGUGAGCUCCACCGCUGUAUCCGAGAGGGAGUGAAGGUCAAUGUUCACAUCCGCACUUUCAAGGGACUUCGGGGUGUCUGCACAGGCUUCCUGGUUGCAUUUGACAAGUUCUGGAAUAUGGCCCUCACUGAUGUGGAUGAGACCUACCGUAAGCCUGUGUUAGGCAAAGCCUACGAACGGGAUUCUUCGCUGACUCUCACAAGGCUGUUUGAUCGGCUGAAACUUCAGGAUUCCUCCAAAAAGGAAGCAGAUUCCAAGUCUGCAGUUGAAGACUCCACCCUGUCUAGAUACUCCCAGACGUCCACUUGGAAAGUGGCUUCAGUGUGGGGACGAGGAGACACUGACCGGGGCUCCUCCCACAGGCGCUCGCGCUCCGUCCCCUCCUCCCUGCAGGCAUCUGCGAGGGAGGGGUCCAGGUCUGAGCUGUCAGGGAGGACUACACGGACAGAAGGGUCCAGUGCGGGAGGCACCUUCUCCAGGGCCACCACCCUUUCACGGGGCGCAUCCCGAAAGAAAAAGAAAAAGCCCAAGGUGGAUUACCAGCAGGUAUUCACGCGACACAUAAAUCAGAUUUUCAUUCGAGGCGAGAAUGUCCUGCUGGUUCAUCUCGCACAGUGACCACCUCAGCCCCAGUUGACCCUUGGGUUUAGAAAUAAAGU
Molecule: messenger RNA, 845 nt
Organism: Myodes glareolus (Bank vole)
Lineage: Eukaryota; Metazoa; Chordata; Mammalia; Rodentia; Cricetidae
Gene: Lsm11
Product: LSM11, U7 small nuclear RNA associated
Biological process (GO): mRNA 3'-end processing by stem-loop binding and cleavage
Cellular component (GO): U7 snRNP
Molecular function (GO): U7 snRNA binding
Source: RefSeq, a predicted model, not a curated record